Helicoverpa armigera (cotton bollworm) is the source of this 2632-nucleotide messenger RNA. It is a transcript of the gene Lcch3, whose product is annotated as gamma-aminobutyric acid receptor subunit beta-like. Gene Ontology annotation, biological process: nervous system process; chloride transmembrane transport; chemical synaptic transmission. Gene Ontology annotation, molecular function: neurotransmitter receptor activity; GABA-A receptor activity; chloride channel activity. The coding region runs from base 315 to 1775 and encodes 486 amino acids. The record is from RefSeq and is a predicted model, not a curated record. The transcript is spliced from 10 exons. NCBI's taxonomy places the organism in Eukaryota, Metazoa, Arthropoda, Insecta, Lepidoptera, Noctuidae. Gene Ontology annotation, cellular component: neuron projection; GABA-A receptor complex; synapse.
UUUUUGUACUUUCUUAUAGAAUAGUUUGUGGCUGUAAGUUGCGAAGUAAUUCGCGCCAAUAGCGAGUAUGUAUUCGCGGCGGGUAGCGCACGCGCGACGCCACUCCGCACGCCGCCGCCGCCGCGGCCGCUCACGCCUCACGAAUACAUCGCAGAUCGCGAUCGCGAUACCUCGCUACUUACGAAACAUUGUCGUGCUACAAUGCUGGCUCCAUGGCCGCUGUGAGACGUGCGAGUGCGAGCGCGGCGCGUGCCGGCCGAGUGCGGUGAGCGCGCGAUGCGCGUGCCCGUGCGUGCUCGCGUCCCCGUCGCGCGAUGAGCGCGCCCCGCGCCACGCGCUGUUUGCACGCGCAAAAAGUUUUUCUGCUGCUGGUACAAGUUCUACCAUUCGCGAUUGCACAGCACGAGCGAACCACCAUCGACCGCCUGGAGAACGUGACGCACACCGUCACGCGGAUACUCGACGGCUACGACAUACGACUGCGCCCUAACUUUGGUGGAGACCCGCUGUAUGUUGGCAUGGAUCUCACUAUUGCUAGUUUUGAUGCAAUAUCAGAAGUGAAUAUGGAUUACACAAUAACCCUUUAUCUGAAUCAAUACUGGAAGGAUGAAAGGCUGGCCUUCGGUCUUCCGGACGAGGUGUUGACGCUCUCAGGAGAUUUCGCCGAUAAAAUUUGGGUUCCCGAUACAUUUUUCGCUAAUGACAAAAAUAGUUUCCUGCACGACGUGACGGAGCGCAACAAGCUGGUGCGACUGGGCGGCGACGGCAGCAUCACGUACGGCAUGCGGUUCACCGCCACGCUGGCCUGCAUGAUGGACCUCCACUACUACCCGCUCGACAGCCAGAACUGCACCGUCGAGAUUGAAAGCUAUGGAUACACGGUGUCAGACGUAGUGAUGUACUGGAAGGAGACGCCCGUCAGAGGCGUGGAAGACGCUGAGUUGCCUCAGUUUACUAUACUAGGACACGAGACUAAUGAUAGAAAGGAGAAGUUGGCGACGGGCGUCUACCAACGGUUGUCGCUCAGUUUCAAACUGCGCAGGAAUAUCGGCUACUUCGUGUUCCAGACGUACCUGCCCAGUAUACUUAUUGUGAUGCUGUCCUGGGUCUCUUUCUGGAUUAAUCAUGAAGCUACGUCUGCUAGAGUGGCAUUAGGUAUCACAACGGUACUCACAAUGACCACCAUAAGCACAGGAGUGCGCAGCAGCUUACCCCGCAUAUCGUACGUGAAGGCCAUCGACAUCUACCUGGUGAUGUGCUUCGUGUUCGUCUUCGCGGCUCUGCUGGAGUAUGCAGCUGUCAACUAUACGUACUGGGGGGCACGGGCCAGGAAGCGAGCGAAGUUAAAGAACAGGGACCAGAUGUCCACUAGCGCCAGUGUUGAGAAGGAAUUGAAAAGUUCUGGAGGUUCGCGUUCCCCUGAAGAGAUAAUCGCGCUCCGUGAGUGCGCGGCCAGCACGGGGCGCGUGUCACCCCUGCUGGGGCUGCGCUCGAAGCCUCUGCCAGCCGCCACCGGAGCCCCGCCGUCCUUGCGACUACAACGCGACCACACGCAGCUGCGGUAUCGGACGAGGCCGCAUUCUAGGAACUCCAGAAACGGAUCAACGGGAAAGCCGAAAGUGAUGCACGCCCUCCGGCGCGGAGCCACCGUCAUCAAAGCGUCUAUGCCCAAGAUUCGUGAUGUCAACGUCAUAGACACGUACUCACGAGUCGUGUUCCCCGUCUGUUUCCUCCUCUUCAACGCCGUCUACUGGGUCUUUUAUAUUUUCGAUUGAAUUUUCAAAAAAAGAAUGUGUUUUAACUACCAAUAAAGAUAUUGUCACCCUACUUGUAACUAAUGUAAACGAAUUUAUGGGAUAUGAAGUUAUUAAUUUUACGUAUACGUGGAAUUUACUUGUAGAAAAAUUAUGAGAAUGAAUGUUAAUAUUUUUGAUGUCAAUUAUUUUUAUUAAGUCCUUUUCUUGAUUUGAAGAGAAUUAUUAAAAUGUCAUCUGUAGUUUCAGUGUUAUAUCUAAAUGGACUGGCAACAAGCCGGGACUGCGCUAGGAAGAAGAAGAACUCCUAGAUCUGAACAAUAAAUAUUUGAUGAGCACUGGCGACAAAAACAUACCUACAUAUUGUCCUACUUAACUGCAGAUUGAUCGGAAAUUAAUUAUACCCCAGCCUGGAAAGCAUAGCUGACCUGUGCAAUGUCAUUGUUCGUUUGUUUUCGUAUACUUGUGCGCAUAUUGACGUGCAUCGAUUUGAAAAUGAAUUAAAUAGUAGUUUUGAAUGUAAUUAGAAUAGAACGUCUCAAUUUAUUAUAAAGAAACUGCCAAUUUAUGUCUAUAAGAGAAAACUAUAUGAAUUACCGUUGUUUUUAUGUGCUUGGAAGACAAAAGUAUUAAAGAUGGAAAAGCAAUAUUUUUCCUCCGCCAACUUAACGAACUAAAACAUAAAUUAAGAUAAGUGUCGUUAAAGUAUUUCGGUGUCAAAUUAGAUAAGUCAAUAAAAAAAACUUAAUUUCCUAAUUCAAUUCUUUUUAGGAUAAUAAAUGUAAAAUAGCCAUUUCCGAAAUCGUUGUACAUAAAUUAAAUAUAGAUUAAACGUGGUAAAUUAUGUAGUAGUAACAUUGAUGUUUAUAUUAGAGAUA